Drosophila serrata is the source of this 1662-nucleotide messenger RNA. RefSeq names its product arginine methyltransferase 3 (gene Art3). Gene Ontology annotation, molecular function: protein-arginine N-methyltransferase activity; histone methyltransferase activity. Gene Ontology annotation, biological process: peptidyl-arginine methylation, to asymmetrical-dimethyl arginine; chromatin remodeling. Gene Ontology annotation, cellular component: nucleus. The record is from RefSeq and is a predicted model, not a curated record. Lineage: Eukaryota; Metazoa; Arthropoda; Insecta; Diptera; Drosophilidae.
UUUUUCCACCAAUGCUUUCUUGUUGAAUCUCCGCACGUGCUGGCACCGCAAAAACAAGUUAGUUGUAAUUUUACAUUCUUUUACUGUUUUUGACUGGAGUCACAACAUGAAGGACACUGAAAUCAAAGAAAACGCACAGGAUUCGGAGCGCCAGAAGUACGCCCGGGAGAAGCCGGCAGAUGCCAGUAGCGACGAAGAUGAAUACGAUGACAUUGAGGAUGAUGAUGACGAUGCGAUGGACGAAGUCGAAGAGCCAGUUACUUGUCUGUUUUGCGCCGAGGUCUUUCAGAAACUUGAAACUGCCAUUGAGCACUUGGAUGUUCACCACAAGGUGAACCUGUCGCAGCUUAAAGCGAAAUUCCAAAUGGAUCAAUAUUCCUUCAUCAAGCUGAUAAACUUUAUAAGAGCCAACAAGACAAGUGCCGAACAGAUCCUCUCCACUGAACAGGCGCUAUAAGACGAGAAGUAUCUUAAACCUCAGGAGUAUGAGCCCUGGCUGUGCUACGACUACGAAGCAUUGAAAACAGACGCUGCCGAUGCUCAGCCGACGGUGGCCGAGCUGCAUCAGCGGAUUGGCGAGCAAUCCCUGCUGCUCCAACAAGCCAACGAGGAUAUGGAGCGCAUGCGUAGCGACUACAAGGAGCUCCUACAGAAGGUUCAUGGAGACAGCAAAGCAGCCAGCAAUCCCGUGCCGCGCAAUAAUCCCAAUCUGGACAAAGAGUACUUCAACAGCUAUUCUCACUUUGGCAUCCAUCACGAAAUGUUGAGCGACAAAGUACGGACCAGCACCUAUCGCUCGGCUUUGCUUCAAAACGAGGCAGUGGUCCGUGGUAAGACUGUGCUAGAUGUGGGCUGCGGCACAGGAAUUCUAUCCAUUUUUGCCUCCAAGGCGGGCGCCUCCCGCGUGGUGGGCAUAGAUAACUCUGACAUCGUCUACACGGCCAUGGACAUUGUCCGUAAAAACAAGGUGGAGAAUGUGGAGCUUAUCAAGGGCCGCCUAGAGGAUACUGAUUUGCCAGAGGCCAAGUACGACAUUAUUAUUUCCGAGUGGAUGGGCUACUUCCUGCUGUACGAGUCUAUGCUGGACAGCAUCAUUUAUGCUCGCGAGCACCACCUUAACCCGAACGGCAUUAUCCUGCCGAGCCGCUGCACCUUGAGCCUGUUGGGCUACGGCAACGACACCCUAUACGCUGAACAGGUGGACUUCUGGUCGGAUGUGUAUGAUGUGAACAUGAGCGAUUUGCGCAAGAGCUCUAUUAAAGAACCGCUAAUGGAGGUGGUGGAUGCACAGUUCACGCUAACGGAACCCGAACAGAUAGCAAACUUUGACAUUAUGACUGUCGAUCUAAACUACCCCAACUUUAGUCACAAUUUUAGCUUAAAGGUCACUAAAGAGGGUCGCCUUUCCGCAUUUGUUGGCUUCUUUGACACACUAUUUGAGCUGCCCUCCGCCGUCAUGUUCAGCACAUCACCCAAUGAGACACCCACCCACUGGAAGCAGACGGUUUUCUUCAUUGACCAGCCCCAGAAUGUGAAGGCAGGAGAUAUUAUCACCGGUAAAAUUACGUCCCGGCGGCACAAGGAGGACGUCAGAGCGCUAAGUGUGGACAUCGAAGUGUUUGGCAAGAAACACAAGUAUAUGGUGGUCUAGUAUUGUGACUU